GCUCACGUGAGUCUGGGGACGAGGCUAGGGAGAUCGAUGAGUCGCAAGGUAUUGUUGUUGUCCAAUUCAAGAAACCACGGUGGCAAAUAUCUUGAACAUGCAUCUGAUAUAAUCAGGGAACUGUUUGCAGGUGUGCAGACUGUCGUGUUCAUCCCAUAUGCUCUCAAAGACAAAAACGACUACACUGAACACGUAAAGGCUAAACUCAGCGAGCUUGGAUUUGCGGUGAAGGGCGUUCAUGAAGGGAAUCCUGUUGAAAACAUUAGAGAAGCUGAAGCCAUAUAUAUUGGCGGUGGAAACACUUUCAGGUUGCUGAAGUGCCUGUAUGAAGAAAGUCUUUUACCUGAGAUUAGAAAAAGAGUGCUACAGGAUAAUGUUCCAUACAUGGGAAGUUCAGCUGGAAGUAACGUCGCAACACCAAGUAUCCACACUACCAAUGACAUGGCAAUUGUCUAUCCUCAGUCUCUAGAAGCACUCAGUCUUGUACCUUUCAACAUUAACCCACACUACAUUGAUCAUGACCCAGACAGAAAACACAUGGGGGAGACAAGAGAGGCCAGAAUAAAAGAAUUUCAUGAAGAAAACACGACUCCUGUUCUGGGAAUCAGGGAAGGUUCAUACUUGUAUGUCAAUGGUACCAAAAUGACUCUUUUAGGACCAACUGGUGCUAAACUGUUCAUUCAAGGUGAAGAAGAAGCAAGGGAACUGUUAUCAGGUGCUGAUGUGAGCUUUCUUUUGAACUGAGACACUGCUACUGCUGUAGUAACUGAAUGGUGACCUCUAAGGUUGUCACCAGUAUUCUAAUGAACAUGCUUUUCUAGUGUCCUACACAUAUGUGGCUGUCGGUAUUUUUCAAAGCUGCUUUUGAUUCAUGUAACAACGAAACAAAGUACUAGGCUGUAGUACUGUCUUGUGGGGGCUUGCUAUGUACGGUGUGACCUGCAGACAUGUAAAAAAUGAAUGUUAGCUUCUUCCUGA
Molecule: messenger RNA, 978 nt
Organism: Corticium candelabrum
Lineage: Eukaryota; Metazoa; Porifera; Homoscleromorpha; Homosclerophorida; Plakinidae
Product: alpha-aspartyl dipeptidase-like
Exons: 8
Coding region: 37-744 (235 amino acids)
Biological process (GO): proteolysis
Molecular function (GO): serine-type peptidase activity
Source: RefSeq, a predicted model, not a curated record